Messenger RNA from Medicago truncatula (barrel medic), 1818 nucleotides. Its product is annotated as serine/threonine-protein kinase STY13. The coding region runs from base 277 to 1521 and encodes 414 amino acids. The transcript is spliced from 3 exons. NCBI's taxonomy places the organism in Eukaryota, Viridiplantae, Streptophyta, Magnoliopsida, Fabales, Fabaceae. Gene Ontology annotation, molecular function: ATP binding; protein kinase activity. Gene Ontology annotation, cellular component: cytoplasm. Gene Ontology annotation, biological process: protein phosphorylation; signal transduction. The record is from RefSeq and is a predicted model, not a curated record.
UCAUUUUGUUGUUGUUGUUGUGUGGCUUCUUUGGUACGGGAGGAAGAAGAAGAACAACUCAACUCAACUCAACUCAACUCAACUCAACUCAAUCUUGUUUAUUUUCUCUUUCCCUUUUUCCAUUCUUCUUCUUCGAUCUCUUCUCUCUCUUUUCAAUUUUCAUCAUCGGAACUAACUUCAAUACUUAAGUCAACACAGGUGGUUGGUUUAGUUUGCAAUCUCUGAUGCUGAAGAAAUAGCAAAGUUUGAAGGCUUUGCUAUUCUGCGAGUGAAAAAAUGUUGGACGGUGGCGCCAAGUUCCCCAUAGAUCUCAACAAGAAUAAUAACAACUUUUACGAUUUCUCCCAAGGCUUUUACCACAAGCUUGGUGAGGGUACCAAUAUGUCAAUCGACAGUGUCGGGAGCUUGCAAACAAGCAACGGUGGAGGAUCGGUUGCAAUGUCGAUUGAUAACAGCAGUGUUGGGUCCAAUGAUUCCCAUACCCGCAUGUUGGAUCAUCAAGGGUUGAAGAGGCGUGCCAAUGAUAACUAUUCUGUUGCACACAGCGCCAAUCGUCGGGGAAGAGUUACUCAUGCAUUGAGCGACGAUGCUUUAGCUCAAGCUCUGAUGGACAAUAAUUCUCCGACUGAGGGGCUUGAAAAUUUUGAAGAGUGGACAAUUGAUUUGAGGAAGCUAAAUAUGGGUGAGGCUUUUGCUCAAGGAGCUUUUGGGAAACUCUACAGAGGUACUUACAACGGGGAGGAUGUCGCUAUCAAAAUCUUGGAGAGACCUGAAAAUGAUACAUCAAAGGCUCAGUUGAUGGAACAGCAAUUUCAACAGGAGGUUAUGAUGCUGGCUACCCUGAAGCAUCCCAACAUAGUUCGUUUCAUAGGUGCAUGCCGUAAACCUAUGGUGUGGUGCAUUGUUACUGAGUAUGCUAAGGGUGGAUCUGUUCGGCAGUUCUUAACCAAGCGCCAAAACCGAUCAGUUCCCCUCAAACUAGCUGUCAAACAAGCUUUGGAUGUUGCAAGAGGCAUGGCAUAUGUUCAUGGUCUGGGAUUGAUCCACAGGGACUUGAAAUCCGACAACCUUUUGAUUUUUGGUGACAAGUCAAUCAAAAUUGCCGACUUUGGAGUAGCUCGGAUUGAGGUGCAAACUGAAGGAAUGACUCCCGAGACUGGAACAUACCGUUGGAUGGCUCCGGAGAUGAUCCAACAUAGGCCUUACACACAGAAAGUGGAUGUAUAUAGCUUUGGGAUUGUUCUCUGGGAGCUCAUCACUGGUAUGCUUCCAUUUCAGAACAUGACAGCAGUACAGGCAGCAUUUGCAGUUGUCAACAGAAAUGUCCGCCCAAUCUUGCCCAAUGAUUGUUUGCCUGUUCUCCGUGAAAUCAUGACUAGGUGCUGGGAUCCCAACCCCGAUGUUAGGCCACCAUUUGCUGAAAUUGUAGCAAUGCUUGAAAGUGCUGAGAUUGAGGUCAUGACAACAGUUCGGAAGGCCAGAUUCAGGUGCUGCAUAACCCAACCAAUGACAGCGGAGUGAUCCUGUUAAAAAGCAUAUGAAAAAGAAAGUUAUAAAACAUAGACUGGAAAAUAUGGGGGCAAGAUGAGACUCUGACUAUAUAAUAGCUUUGUUUAUUUGUGUGUUUUAUUUCUUUCUUCUGAAGGAAAAUUGAAAAUAUUAUCUGAAGACCUUUUUAUUUAUUUGGUUUCUGUUUACCGAACCGUCUUUUGAAUUAGUAAAGAGAUGAUGUAUGUUAUACUUGCAUGUAUUACAAUUAUGUAUAGCUUCUGAGGGCAAGAUGGAUUUAACAUCAUUGUCGAAAUCUUUUGUUAUGUA